Meloidogyne enterolobii is the source of this 330-nucleotide messenger RNA. NCBI's taxonomy places the organism in Eukaryota, Metazoa, Nematoda, Chromadorea, Rhabditida, Meloidogynidae. The record is from the annotation of a GenBank genome assembly.
AUGGGCCCAGAUGGAUGCAAUCUGUUUAUAUAUCAUCUACCUCAAGAGUUCACAGACAAUGAACUGAUCCAGAUGUUUGCCCCAUUCGGGCAGUUACUUUCAGCCAAGGUCUUUGUCGAUCGAGCCACUAAUCAAAGCAAAUGUUUUGGCUUUGUUUCAUAUGAUAAUCCAAAUUCUGCUACGACCGCUAUCCAAUCUAUGAAUGGUUUUCAGGUUGGAAUGAAACGUUUGAAGGUGGGUUUGCGUGUAGUCAUAUACAUAAUGUUUAAAAUCUCCGUUAGUUUGAAUAUUAGGUCACCACUAAUUUCAGGUGCAGCUGAAGAAACCUAG